CCUGCGCUCAGUCUCCCAAAUUCCCUCCAUACCUCCUCGAGCUCCUCUUUCUCCGCUUCUCCCCCCUUUCCCCCACGCCACUGCCAAGUAGGCCCACCAUGCACCAGCUGACUCCUCCUCCCCCCGCGUCGUCGACGUCGCUCGUGUCGCGGGCGCGCACGGCGAUCCACUCCGCCGCCGCCCGCGCCGAGCGCGUGCUCACCGACAUUAAGGCCGACCUCCGAGAUGCGGACGGAUCCAGCGGGCACAGGACGCCGUCGCCCAGGACCUCGAUGGAUCGGCAGGUCGACGCCGAAGCGGCCGCCUCCGCCUCGGGUCAGGCGCCGGACGUGAAGCCUCCGCCUGAUGAGGUCCCUGAAGUAAUCCCCUCAGCAGACGAGGAGGGCUUGAAGAUAGAAGCCGGGUCAACUUCUUCAUCUAACCUGUCCUUUCCUCCAGCUUCAAUAGUUAAACAGUUGAUUGCAGCCAUUGAAGAUGGAAAAAGAUUCAGUUCAAUGAAUGAUAUGAAGUUCAAUGGUGACCAAUAUCUGAAAGAGAAGGGUGGCUUGAGCUUGUCUGUUGUUAAGUCACUUGUUCGCCGUGAAAAGGAGGAAAGAUCUAGUUCUGAAUUUUUUGGUGACGACGAAACAAAAUCCUUGAUGUACUCGUUGUUCAAAUUUGCGGAAGAGUGCCCCCACGACGAAAGUCAGUGUGCCCCAGAAUUACUUCAUUCAGCAUCUUUGUCCAGGGAUAUCCAUGGUGCACCACCUGGAAGCUUUGUUCAUCACUUGGGAGAGAUUAUUGGCAGCAUUAGUUCUGUGCACAAGAUGGCAUUUUUUUGGCAAUCUGUAAUUGUUGAGUUGAAGAAACUAUGGUCUGAUGAGCAACCAGUGCCUCGAAUGUCAUUAAAUGCUGCCCCGGACUUGAAUUGCUGUUUACUAUAUCAGGAGAUACAAGUUAUAAAUUGCUGCAUUGCCAGGAAAAAACGAAGAAAAGCAGCAAAGGAGACACUUGAUUCCUUGCUAAAACAGGAAUGUAUUGAUAACUCAAAUCCCAGGUAUUCAAAUGGAGAUUCUCGUGAUAGUGGGAUUUACGCAAGCAAUAGCAGUGGUGAUCAUGUUCUUCGGCUUGGUGUUGACUGUGCAUCCGGGAACUUAACACUGUUAGAAACUGGUGAGCCUGUAUAUUCUCCUAUUCUGCAGGAAGGCCCUAUUAUGACAGCAGAGCUCAUAAAAGAAACAGAGGAACUUGUCUUACGGACAGGAAGUGUUGGUGCUGGCUGUUCUCAGCUUUUAUCAGAUAUGCAGGCGUUCAAGGCUGCAAACCCGGGAUGUGUCCUUGAAGAUUUCAUUAGGUGGCACUCUCCACCUGACUGGUCUGAAGAUUGUGCAGCAAGCAAUGCAACAGUAGGGGAGGGCUCAUCUAGACGUGGCCGGCUAAGUGACAGAAUGCAAACAAAAGAAGGAAAUUUGUGGAAGGAAUUGUGGGAAGCAGCAAAACCUAUACCUGCUGUUGAACAAACUCCGCUAUAUGAUGAAGAUUUAGCUGUGGAGAGCAUAUUUGGUGCCUUGGAAGUUAUUGAACCAGCAAAACUGUUUCAGCAGCUACUCUCAGUCAUUCUUUCUGUAUGCUUCGUAGCAGCUGAAUCAGUGCUAUCAGCAGACAGUAAUCUGUCAAAAUUAUUCUACGAUUGUAAAGACUACAUCAUUGGCAUUUACCAAGAUGACAUGUCAAAAGAAAAGCUGGAUGAGAUCUGCAAGGUUUACGAGACGAUGGAGGCCAUAGUAACCCAUCCUGAAGACGCUCUUCAGAUCACGGAGCAACCUGACGAGAAGUCUGCCGAGAAUAAGAACCGCUUCAAGCUCAAGCUGAAUUUCACCGGCAAAGAUCGCCAGUCUCUGUGGAAGCGUGUAGCCAAGGAUGAGAAGAAAACAUCGCCAAAUGAUGAGAAAAAAUCACCGGAAGAAAAGAAUACAAAUUUUUUCUCGAACCUUCGCGAGAGGAAGGCCGCCCUAUUUUCGAAAAAGAACACAAAAGCUUCAGAGUUGCCAUCGGCGCCCCCACCAUCAGCGUUGGGUCCAUUUGACGAGAGCGAAUGGACGAUUUUGUAGCUGAGACUCAAGGAUGUUUCCUUUUGUACAACUUGUAAAGAAGGUGCCCCAAGCUGUAAAUACUCAUCCAAUAUAUUGAACACUUUGCAAUAAACCUGAAAAAAAAUAAACGGUUUUGCUAUUUCUCAUGUA
This is a messenger RNA of Triticum aestivum (bread wheat), 2222 nucleotides long. Its product is annotated as rab3 GTPase-activating protein catalytic subunit. NCBI's taxonomy places the organism in Eukaryota, Viridiplantae, Streptophyta, Magnoliopsida, Poales, Poaceae. Bases 99 to 2090 code for a protein of 663 amino acids. Gene Ontology annotation, molecular function: GTPase activator activity. The transcript is spliced from 13 exons. The record is from RefSeq and is a predicted model, not a curated record. Gene Ontology annotation, biological process: positive regulation of GTPase activity.